GAGGCGGCGCGGGGCGGACGCGCGCUUUGGAGGUGGAGGGCGGCGCCCGAGACCCUAGUGGGAGAGUGCAGGCGUCGUACAGGGAGGGGCGGGAGCAGGCGGUGGGAGGCGCGGGCAGCCGGAGCCCAGCUCGGGAAGCUCUAGUGCGAGGAGCGCUGCGCGCGGCGUCCACACCUCGCCAUGGGGCGCCCGCAGAGCCCUCGAUCGCCGCCGCCCGCGGUCCCGCUGCUGCUGCUGCUGCUGCUGCUGCUGCCGCCGCUGCCGCUCAGAGCCGGAGAACCCCUUCCCACAGAGGGCCGGCUCAUGAACAGCUGUAUCCAGGCCAGGAGGAAGUGCCAGGCUGAUCCCACAUGCAACGCGGCCUAUCACCACCUGGAUUCCUGCACUUCUAGUAUAAGCACCCCGUUGCCCUCAGAGGAGCCUUCAGUCCUUGCAGACUGCCUAGAGGCAGCACAGCAACUCAGGAACAGCUCUCUGAAAGGCUGCACGUGCCACCGUCGCAUGAAGAACCAAGCUACCUGCUUGAAUAUCUAUUGGACCGUUCACCGUGCCCACAAUCUUGGUGAAUAUGAGCUGGACAUCUCCCCCUAUGAAGACACAGUGACCAGCAAACCCUGGAAAAUCAAUCUCAACAAACUGAACAUGCUCAAACCAGACUCAGACCUCUGCCUCAAGUUCACUACUCUGUGUACUCUUAAUGAAAAGUGUGAGCGGCUGCGCAAAGCUUACGGGGAGGCGUGCUCUGGGGCCCGCUGCCAGCGCCAAGCCUGCCUUAGGCAGCUGCUCACCUUCUUCGAGAAGGCGGCAGAGCCCCACGCGCAGGGAAUGCUGCUCUGCCCGUGCGCGCCCACAGACCGUGGUUGUGGGGAGCGCCGGAAAAACACCAUCGCCCCCAGCUGUGCGCUGCCGUCGGUGGCCCCUAGCUGCCUGGAGCUACGGAGCCUCUGCCUCUCGGACCCGCUGUGCAGGUCACGCCUGGUGGAUUUCCAGACCCAUUGCCAUCCCAUGGACAUCCUAGGGACUUGUGCAACAGAGCAGUCCAGAUGUUUACGAGCAUACCUGGGGCUGAUUGGAACUGUCAUGACCCCCAACUUUGUCAGCAACGUCAACACCAGUGUUGCCUUAAGCUGCACCUGUCGAGGCAGUGGCAAUCUGCAGGAAGAGUGUGAACAGCUGGAAGGGUUCUUCUCCCGAAACCCCUGCCUCAUGGAGGCCAUUGCAGCCAAGAUGCGUUUUCACAGCCAACUCUUCUCCCGGGAUUGGGCAGACUCUACCUUUGCUGUGAUGGAACACCAGAACAGAAAUCCUGCUCUGAGGCCACUACCCUGGCUGCCCUCUCUUUUCUCCUGCAUACUUACCUUGAUUCUGCUCCUGAGCUUCUGGUAGACAACUUCCCUGGUGGCCCUAUUCCCCUCCCCCAUACCCAGCCAGACUUGCCGCCUGUGAGUGUUGGGGAUAGGACAGCAUCAGAAAGGACAUGUGGGGCAUAAAUGUGGCAACCCUGACACCACCCCGCAUGUCCAUCCAGUUAGCCCUAGAUGAGGCCACAGUAGGGGUUAUUACCUCCAGAUUCUUACUGGCUGGGUUCUUGUUCCCUCUACCCAUACCUCCACUUCUGAUUCGUGCUGUCCCUCCCUAGGACUUGGUGACCACAAUUUAGUCAUAUCUUCUGGUGGUGACCAGCUCUACCAAGCUCUCUCCUGAUCCUUUCCUCCCAACUACUAGGAUAACCCAGAGCCUAACAAAUCAGUUAUUCCCUUGUAUUUUCCAGGUAGGCAGGGCUGGGUGUCCUGAGGCAGCCUAGAAAGACACUGCCCACUAUUAGGAAGGCUAGAGCAACACUCCUGUCCCCUUCUCUCCUCCUCUGCUGCCUGCACUGCUCUGCCCCAGAUCCUGCAGAACAUUUGGCCACCAAGAGCUGAACCAUGGACUUUGCUUUAUUCCUACUACUAUCCCAAGUCCCCUGGCCUCUUGGAUCAUGAUUAAACACUUUGACUUAAGACCUCACUCCUUUCCCAUUUUCUCAAAUUGUGAAUUUAUUCAGAAUUAAGAGGUGUUACAGAUAGAAGAGCCCAGGCCAGGUGAUAAAGAGACACAGCAACCCUACCACCACUACCUGUAUAACUUCAGGCAAGUCUCACAGCCCCUCUGUAUUCUAGACGUGGAAUUGGAAGAAAAAAUAGCUUAUGUGAGGCUGUGGACCUGAGAUCUGUCCCAGCUCCAGCUAUUUCUGGGAUACUGCCUGGGUUCUGCCAUAGCAGCUGAGGUGGGGGCCGUUAGUCAACCAUAGCAUUUAUUCAGCACCUGCUCUAGAUCAUAAUGGGGGCCAGAGGGAAGCAGAGAUUGGUCUUUGAUUUCAGGUAAUUUGUAAUCCUAUUGAGAUGAGGAAACACCCACCCAUGCAAAGUAGUUGGAAGAAUACAUUUACAGAGCUAUGGAUAUUUGUCUAUUAAUUUAUUCACUCACUCUUUCAACAAGCACCUAAUGAGUUUUGGCUCUGCAAUACCCUGUGCUGAGUGCAAAAGAUUCCAAGGUAAUAAGACUCAGAUCUUUUUUUUAUUCUUUUUUAUUGAGACAGAGUCUCACUUUGUUGCUGUUGGUAGAGCGCUGUGGCAUCACAGCUCACAGCAACCUCAAACACUUGGGCUCAAGCAAUUGUCUUGCCUCAGUCUCCCUAGUAGCUGGGACUACAGGAACCUGCCACAGUGCCCAGCUAUUAUGUUGUUUGUUUCAGUAGGUCUGGGCUGGGUUCAAACCCACCAGCCCCGGUGCAUGAGGCCAGCACCCUAACCACUGAGCUAUGGGCACCCAGCCAAAACUAAGAUCUUCUUUUCUUUUCUUUUUUUGCAGUUUUUUUUGGCCGGUGUGGGGUUUGAACCUGCCACCUCUGAUAUAUGGGGCCAGCGCCCUACUCCUUGAGCCACAGGCGCCGCCCUUAAGAUCUUAUUUUCAUAUCUUUUAUGCAUCAGAGCAGUUAAACAAGAUGGUGAAUAAGAGCAAAUGUAGUAUGAUAAGUGCUAUAGAAUAAUUAUGAUAAUAACCCUCAUUUAUUGAGCCUCUACUGUGUGCCAAGUACUAUGGUGCACUGUGUGCAUGUACGUGCAUUAAUUCAUUUAAUCGUCCAACAACACUUGUCUUUGUCAGUCACAGGCUAUGUGACCUUGGGCUUAACUUCUCUGGGCCUCACUAUCCAUGUCUGUAACAUGGAAAAGCAUGGAACCCACCUCAUAAAGAAUGAGGUAAUCCAUGUAAAAGCAUUGUGCCUGACACAGUAAGAACUCAAAAAAGUUAAUAAUUAUACAAUGUGGUUUUUAUAGAGAAUUUGAACAAACUAUAGGUAAUUCUAAAGAAGAAAGCAAAAUUUUUUAAAUCCCACUCUUAAACUUCCUAACUGCUCCCUGCACAUCUGGGACCUUGAGAAUCUAUGGAUAUGUAUAAUUUUACAUAAGUGGGGUCACACACUGUGUGUCAAAGUGAAAAUCACAGAUAUCUUUUAGCAUCCAUAUAGAAUUGAGCUAUAUCUGGGCAGCGCCUGUGGCUCAGUCGGUAGGGCGCCGGCCCCAUAUACCGAGGGUGGCGGGUUCAAACCCGGCCCCGGCCAAACUACAACCAAAAAAAAAAAAAUAGCCGGGCAUUGUGGUGGGCGCCUGUAGUCCCAGCUGCUCGGGAGGCUGAGGCAAGAGAAUCGCUUAAGCCCAGGAGUUGGAGGUUGCUGUGAGCUGUGUGAGGCCACGGCACUCUACUGAGGGCCAUAAAGUGAGACUCUGUCUCUACAAAAAAAAAAAAAAAAAAAAAGAAUUGAGCUAUAUCAUUAUUUUUAUCAGCUGCAUGACAUAGACUUGUAAGAAUGCAUAUUCAUACAUGCAUAGUUUAUUUAAGCACCAGUUCUACAUUGAUGGACAUUUGGUUGUCUUCCCAUUCUUCUCUGAGUUAAGUUGUUUUUGUUUUUCCAGAAAAAAUCUUACUCUGUCUCCAAGACUAGAGUACCAUGGCUUCAGCCUACUUCACAGCACCACAAACUCCUGAGCUCAAGCAAUCCUCCUGCUUCAACUUCAGAAGUAGCUAGGACAACAGGCACAUGCCACCACACCCAACUAAUUUUUUUAUUUUUCAGUAGAGAUGGAGUCUCACUCAGGCUUUGAACUCUUGACUUCAAGUGAUCCUCCUGCUUUGGCCUCCCAGAGUGAUAGGAUUUUAGUCAUGAGCCACUGUGUGAUCCCUCUAAGUUUUUUUUUUUUUUCAAUUGAGACAGAGUUUCACUUUGUCACCCUCGGUAGAGUGUUGUGGCAUCAUGGCUCACAGCAACCUCAAACUCCUGGGCUCAAGCGAUUCUCUUGCCUCAGCCUCCCAAGUAGCUGGGACUAGAGGUGCCUGCCACAAUUCCCGGCUAUUUGUUUGUUUGUUUGUUUAGCAGGCCUGGGGCCAGGUUCAAACCCACCAGCCCCGGAGCAUGUGGCUGGUGCCCUAACCACUGAGCUAUGGGCGCCCUAAGUUUGUGUUUUUGUGUUGUUGUUUUUUUUGAGACAGAGUCUCAAGCUGUUGCCCUGACUAGAGUGCUAUGGCAUCAUAGCUCACAGCAAACUCCAACUCUUGGUCUCAAACAAUCUUUUUGCCUCAGUUUUUUAAAUUAUUUUUAGUAGAGACAGGGUUUUGCUUUUGCUCAGGCUGGUCUCCAACUCAUGAGCUCAGGCAAUCCACUUGCCUCUGCCUCCCAGAGUGCUAGGAUUAUAAGCAUGAGCUACCUCGCCUGGCUGAGUUAAUUUUUAAGGCAAUGAGGUAGGUGACUGUGAGUACCAUGUGCACAGAGUUUCCAGAGUGGUGGGUGGAAUAGGCAAACCUUUCUACAUAUAUUUUUAUAUCUGCAUAGCCUGCCCAGCCCCUGAAAACAUUCAGCCAGGCUGCCUCCCUGCAAAUUCCAGUGGGGCACCGGGUGGGUCGACCUUUCUUCCUCCUGCUUCCCCUUCCAGGAAGAUCUCUGAGCAGUCAAGUCCUCUCCAAUUGCCUUGGCUCCAUUAGCCUGAGGCUGGGGGUGUGAAUGGUACAGUCAUUCCUUGCUAAGUGCCUGAAUUAGACUAAUAGGUCAUCUAUGCUUUUCUCUGAAGAAGGUCCAAAUUUCUGGUAAACAACCAGACCACUCUUCUAGUCCAGGGCCCAGAGCCAAGACCCUGGGUGGGAGUGUAUUGGCUAGACUAAAGCUUUUAAUGGUAUCAUGGCUGGCUGGGAUGGUUAAUGCCAUUAGACUAACUUCUGAGCAGCGAGGUGGGAAGGGCUGCUGGCAAUACUGGUAGGUGGAGAAUUACAGGCUGUCCACGGUUGGGGUGGAGCAGACUAUCUUUUAAACACUUACCUCCAAAUUCACCCAUCAUUCAACAAGCACUUGCCCUGUCCCAGGACUUGAGUAUUUUUAAAAGAGGCAGUAUCUGUCUCUGCCUAUUCAUGUUCCACCAUGUUAAUGAAGGGGCAGCUCAGGACUCUGACAACUAGACCUCUAAGUUGGGCAGUUGAGACUCUUCAGUUAUCCUGGUUGAUUGUAACACUCAGCUAUUUGACCUUGGGAAACACUCUUCACCUUUCUGAGCCACUGUUCCCUCAUCUAAGGUGGAGAUGCCAAUAGAAUACCUAACUUAAAGUGUUGCAGUUUUUUUUUUUUUUUGAGACAGAGUCUCACCAUGUCACCCUGGGUAGAGUGCUGUGGCGUUACAGCUCACAGCAACCUCAAACUCUUGGGCUUAAGCAAUUCUUUUCCCUCAGGCUCCCAAGUAGCUGGGACUACAGGCACCCGCCACAACAUCUGGCUAUUUUUUGGUUGCAGUUGUUUAGCUGGUUGGAACCCGCCACCCUCGGUCUAUGUGGCUGGCGCCAUAACCACUGUGCUAUAGGUGCUGAGCCAGCAGGGUUUUUUUGUGUGUUUUGUUUUUUUGAGAUAGAGUCUCAUUUGGUCACCCUCGGUAGAGUGCUGUGGCGUCAUAGCUCACAGUGACCUCAAACUCUUGGGCUCAGCCUCCCGAGUAGCUGGGACUACAGGUGCCCUCCACAACACCUGGCUAUUUUUAGAGACCAGGUCUCAUUCUGGCUCAGGCUGUUCUUGAACCUGUGAGCUCAGGCCAUCUACCCACAGUGCUAGGAUUACAGGUGUGAGCCACUGUACCUGGCCCUACUUUGUUUUUAAUAAAUACAAUAUCAGCAAUUUAAUUUCAGCCAUAAGACUAAUAGACAAUAUAAAGUAAUGAUUCUACUAAUUAUGCUAGUUUUGGUUAGCAAUUUUUUGGCUUCCUAUUACUAUAAAAGCUUAUAAGCAUGAUAUAUAUACACACACAUAUAUAAUUUGGAUAAUGAAAGGUAUAUAUAUUUAAUUUAGAUUAAUAGUAAAAAAAUAUUUAAAACCAUCUCAAGAUUGUUGUGAGGACUAGAAAUUUUCAUGAUACUUAGCAUCAUGCCUGAUACAGAAUGAACACUCAGUAAAUGGCAGGCAUUACUACUGUUAAUUCUAGGAGGGGAACUGUAGAUACCCUGUAUUCUGCUUCCUGCCUUGGAACAGUGGUAAGGUGAUAGCUGCUGACUCCCCCUCCAUUGGCUGCCCCUGAGAAACUUUCUUUUCAAAGUCUGAACUUCAGGAUGGAAGCCAGAACUUUGGAUCUGUAGCACAGACCCUGUGGCACCUUGAACAGAUUAUGAAGGCAGAGGAAGUUAGCAUCUUAUGCAAAGGUCUUUGGGCUGCAAGUAACAGAAACGUUGGAAUUACUUAGUAAAAAGGGAAUGUCAUGCAACCUGAUCCCAGGGAGUUCAGUCAGGUAUUGGGAAAGCUAGGACUGGUGAGCCAGGAAACAGAGUCUUGAGCCCCAUCCCUGAAGGUGUGAUGUCUUGGGCCAUGUGCUGCAUUCCUUCUGCAGACCUACUCCUCUGCAUGACCUGCCAAGCCCAGUGACUGUAGCUGCCUGAUCUCCCACCCCAAUUGCAAAUCCACGGAGGGAAGAAAUUUGAUUGUCUGGGUUCAGUUGUAAAUUGGCUUUUCUGGGUCCAGAGUCCAUCCCAGGCCUAUUAACUGGGUAAAAGAAACAUAAAGACAAACACUACUAACUUAAUUACAGGAUCUCAGACCUAUUAGUUGAAGGCAGUUCUCAGAGAAGGCCCUGUCGCUCAGCAGAAACCCUAGAACCACAGACUUUUGUCAGAGAACUGAGGCAGAUUUUAACAAUCACCUGAGGUGUAGCUCUGCUUCUUCUGUGGCUUCCUGCCAGGCUUAGGAACAUCUUGUCUGUGUUUCCUUCUUGAAUUCCCUGAAAGGGUGGAAUGUAGGAACGCAGGCCAGGCUCUGUGAAGGACCUCUGGGUCUCAGAACUACCCUGUGAGCUGGAUCUGAGUUGAGGUUGUUUAUGGCUACAGAAGGAGACUUUGCUACUGUCAGGCUUACUAGAUUUCUGGCCCUGGCAGUUGAAGAGGAAGGCAAAGUGAAGAGGAUCUGAUAUACUACCGCAAAUAUGCCACUUUAGCAUAAGAUCAUGUUGAGCUGAAGACAACUGAGAAUCAACAAAAGCAGGAAGUUAUCUCUGCCCUCUCCUUCUUUGCCUGAAAGCAGGGCACAAAUUUCCUCCCCGUGCCUGAGUGAGAAAAGUGACUCUUAUCAUCAAAAAUGAUGAAUUGACACCAAGAUGAGUUUUCAUAAACAGACCUUCCUAAAAUAGCACUUAUCUUCCAUUAGUUCCUCCCAUAUAUUUUGUAGUUACUUCCCCACAAUUCACCGUCCCUUGAAGCCCAAAUAUUUCUUUUGUUAAAAGGGUAUGUAACUAAUGGCUUCUUCAAAUUUCACUUCUUUUCUGUUACCUCCUAUACAUAUAAAUAUUAAUAAAAAUUGUG
Nycticebus coucang (slow loris) is the source of this 7854-nucleotide messenger RNA. It is a transcript of the gene GFRA3, whose product is annotated as GDNF family receptor alpha 3. The record is from RefSeq and is a predicted model, not a curated record. The coding region runs from base 181 to 1386 and encodes 401 amino acids. Gene Ontology annotation, cellular component: signaling receptor complex; external side of plasma membrane. Gene Ontology annotation, biological process: nervous system development. NCBI's taxonomy places the organism in Eukaryota, Metazoa, Chordata, Mammalia, Primates, Lorisidae. Gene Ontology annotation, molecular function: signaling receptor activity. The transcript has 8 exons.